AUGCUAGAACCUGGUGCCGAGGUGCUUCGCCUCCCUGUCGUCGGCCAGGAGUACAUGCCUGGACUCGAAGGACCACAAAGGCCUGAGAUACGAGAGAAGCUAAAGCAGUAUGGGAAGGCGAUCAGUGGUAACCGAGAGGAAGCUCUGCAGCGCCUCCGUGAUUUUUCGAAUGACGAGGCUGAAUGGCUGAGUUUGUUCCAGCCGAAGCUCAAACGAAAGCGGGGGGAACACACCUCUCGAAUGACGCUGUCUCGCAAGCGGAUUGAGGACACAUUUGGGGCAGCGGAGCAAACAGCCACUUACAAGAGCAAGAAGGGGGCAGACCGCACUCAACGCACCCUGGUUGAUAAGGAUCGUGCUGCAAACACAUCAUGGGCCAAAGCAGUCUUCUCCGCAUUUGGAAUGGCGGCUGAUUUCAGUUGUGCGCCGUCCCUGCCAAAACGCCGGCAAACACAGAUGCCAGUACAGCAUGAUGAGGUGAGUCGUGGUGGGGACCUGGCACCAGCAGAACCACAGCAGUUUGGUUCCCUGCAUGAAAUGGAGUCGUUUGCUGUUCGCAUGCGCAGAGUCGAGCGCAAUGUACUGUCGGUCAGAGAUGACAUCUACAAUAUCGAGGGAAAUAUCAACAAUGUGACGGCUCACCUUAUGGACCUGAAAUCACUUGUCCGCAAUGAGCAUUGCCCUACCCUCAGUACCCCAGCACCUUCUGUAGACCAUCCAAGUCCCCACCAUAACCAAGCGCCUAUGCCAGUUCAUGCUGCCCAGCUUGAAGUUCAAGUAUCCAGUCUGAUGCCAUCGUCAGGCCAGUCGGUCAGCUCAGCGCUGCGUUCCAUGCCCCGCAACCCCAUUCACUCACAUAAGCUUGGGAUCGCAUUGCUUGAUGGCGAAAGGUUCGAAUACGACAAGACACAAGUCCCAGAGCCACCAAUGAUUCAUCUUUCUCGGGAUAUCGACCGGCUAUGUAAGGAGUGGGAGAGCUCGAACUUGCUCUGUGUGGGUGGUCGCGGAAUUCCUGUCAAAUAUUGGGGUGAGUUCUACAAGAGAGGGAAGGGGGUCAAGAACACAGCAUGGGAUGCUCUGCGGGUGGAAUGGGGAAAUUGGAAGUUCAUUGCUGAGGAACGCCAGCAUUACCCAGACACCACCUCGUUUUGGCGUGCAUUCAGUGACAGAAAUGGCAAGAGGUUUUCCUAUCAGCAGAUCCUUAACUGCAUUGCGGACCAGCGGAUUUCAGCGGCCACUCAAGAUGCUAAUGAUGCAUGCACAUUUUUUGAUGGGAAUCUCGACCAUCCACUGGCUCAAGGUGCAUUCCGAUACACCAAGGGUGGGAAGAGCUAUGUAUCAAGCAAGGACGACGCCGUCGCAAAGAAGUGGCGUGAACUUCUAGCGACACGACCAGACAUCUCUAGUAGGGUUUUGGCUGCUCAAUCAUCCUCCCAGUGA
Messenger RNA from Suillus fuscotomentosus, 1440 nucleotides. RefSeq lists its product as uncharacterized. The transcript has 6 exons. The record is from RefSeq and is a predicted model, not a curated record. Lineage: Eukaryota; Fungi; Basidiomycota; Agaricomycetes; Boletales; Suillaceae. Bases 1 to 1440 code for a protein of 479 amino acids.